CUUUGCAGCUUUAGCUGACCGAAGCUUGAAGUACAUAAGUCCAGUUUGCUUGCUGAAACACAGAAACUUUAUCAAUGAUAACUGGCUGGUGGACUUACUCCAUUGAAGAGUGAUCAAUGAGACGCCAUCAGCUCUGCUAUCUGUAAGACAUUUUCAGGCAUGCCUUUACAGUUGGAUCCAAAUUCAGGCGUGGAUUAGUGACAAACGAUGGACAGUGUUUCAGGCCCUGGGUGAAACAGUGACUGAGGUCAACAAAGAGACAGAAAGUUACUGAAACUUAAGAGUGAAUGGAGGAGCGGGAGAACAGCACCACUGUGGGGUUUCUGUUCUGGACCCCUGCCCAAAUCCGAGCAUCACACACCAGUUCUGCAGCGUCUGAGGAUGAAACUGAGGAUGAGAAAGAGGAUGAUUUUCACAGACAGAUGGAUGAAAAUGGCAUCAUUGGACUAACGGAGGCGGUGGAUAAUGUCGGAAUUGAGGAAACCUAUGAUGACGUGAUGUUUCAGACAGAAGAAGAUGUGAAGCAGACCAUGGAAGAGCAGGACAAAGACCUCCUCACUACGGUAGAAAGAUAUUGUAACAUAACGGAGGACAGUGAAUCUGAAGAGGAACAAUGGGAGAGGAGUAAUUGCAGAGAAAAGAAAUGUGAAGUUAUCAGCUCCACCCUUUUUCCGCACCUCCGUCAUUUCACUGCUGAGGAGCUUGCUGAAGCACCAGGGAUUUUGUCUGAAUCAUCUUUGGUCUUAGAUUGCACAGAAAGCUUUACCGGGUCAAGCAGCAGCCAAAUAAGUGACUUGUCCAGCACAGUCAAAAGGGACAAGAGAAGUCCCGGUUCCUCUCCUGGUCCUGAGCCACAAGAUACAUUUUCAGAAGAGCUGCUUGUUGGAACAAGAAAUACUUGUCAUGAGCAAGACAGUCCUUGUCAAAGCAGAAUGAAGCAGGGCUCUCUUAAAGCCAAACAUUCACAAACUCAGUCCCUUGGCAACGUCCGUACAGAAUCUUCAAAAUCUACCUGUCAGACUGCAAGUCUACAAAGUCCGCCAAGCUUGUGCAAAGCCAGAGCCAAAACUCUUGCUAUGGAUGAGUCCAGAAAACAAUCUUUGAAUUACUGCACACCCGACUACUCUCAAGUGGAACCCAGAGUUCGCCUCCCAAAAAAUAUUUACACACCCCCAAAGAGCAGAUUUUGUUGGAGGAAGCGGUCUAACCCACCCUUGGCCUUAAACUGUACUGACAGUGUGACAGAGGAAGCACUGAGCGAUGCUGAUGGACCUCAGACUCCAGCAGAUUCUGGUCCCACAGUAUCUAAUGAGCUCAUCUUGCGCCAGGAUGAGGACACGCUGCUCCUACAGGAGAACUACAACGCGCUGCUGAUUAAGCAUGCAGAGGCAGAGAACAUCAUUGAUCAGCUGCGACUCGAAGCCAAGGUGAACCUGCACUCAAACCCUCCAGUACCCAACUUCUCCGUGCAAUUAGCACUGACCCAGCAGGGAUCAAAAGUCAUGACACUGGAUUUUCCUCAGUCACAGAGGGCAGAUGUCAACUGUUCAAGUUCUCUUCAUUCAAAUGGACAUGGAAACUCCCCAUCUUAUCCUCCUUCAUCUGCGUCCAUCCAUUCCAGAUGUUUGGAUGAACACAUGGGACAGAAUCUGUGCAAACAGAUCACCACAUUUGUCUUGCAGCUGCAGGAUUUUGAUAACCUCAUACAAAGCGGGAAACUUAAAGCUUCGGAACAGUUGGAGUGUUUGACACAGCUCGAGCAGAAGCUGGACUCUUUAAAGAACAAAUACCUGUCAACCAGGAAUGAGCACAGAUACUUCCAGCAACGAGGAGGACAAAUCAGCCAGUUUGACCCCAACCGGGAGCUGGAGAGUCUCCUCGUUCAGUAUCAAGUUCAUUUGGAUGAGCUGAAGGAUCCGUUGGGGCAGAUUACACAGGACCACCCCACUUGUGCAGUGUCUUCCUCGCCACCUCCUGUCCUCUCUCCGGUUUCAGUCUCCACCAGCGUGGGAGAACUCCUGCCUCAUCCACAGAAGCCAUGGUUGCCACUGGAUUCAGUGGCCAUUGCACAUGUGGACAUGAGAUCAGCCAAUAAAGAGUGCGAUCAAGAGGUUGAAGGGACUGAGGAUGAAGAAACUGUGUCCUCUUCUUACCUCAAUACCCUGAAAGACGAACAGAGCCAAGACUUCAACAUGGAGCUGGAUGAGCGUUACCAAAGCUACCAGGAGCUUCCCAAAGUCCUGAGUUUUGGUCAGGGGGAACACCUUCUAAGAAAUAAAGUACAACAAGGGGUUGAGGUUAAAGGAAGUGGAACAAGAAAAGUCAGGAAAAGUUUCCCACAAAGAUCAGAUCAUCAGGACUCCGUCAGCAAAGAAUCCAGGCCUCCUUCACGCCAAGUGUCCAGCCACUCCACCAUUCGCUCUGCUUAUCGCCCGGCUGGAAGCAGGAAGUUUAAGACGAGGAUGCCUCAGAGCAGCAGUCUGAGCAGUCUGGAAGACAGUGGCCCCUCUGAGCGAAGGAAACAGUUAAAGCACCAAUCUGGUAAAGUGUUUUCACAGGAUGAGAUAGGUUCUCCAGAGAUGGACAGUGGAUUUGUUGGCUCAGAAAGCAGCCGCCUGGCUUGUGCAACAGGUUGUAGUCCUCUCCACCAGACCACGCCAAUGAGUGUUUUGGUCCACCAGGAGAUGAACACAGUGAUGCAUCAGAUAGAUUCGGUGUCAGCUCUACCACCACCUGCCUCCUUGUCAUCACUCAGAAAGACAUCACUGGAGCUCAGUGGCUCUGACAAGCUGAGGACAACCCAACACCCGGACAAGAGAAGUACCUCAGAAUGCUGUGUUACAAAGCCCCACAUCAGCCAAACAAAAUCCAGGAGACCUGCAAACCAAACCACUUCUUCUGAAUGGGAGCAGAAUGACCAUCUCUGCGGCUCCUCAAGUUCACUUUCCACUUACAGCUCAAGUCCCUCCCCUGAUUCCUCGUGUCACCAUGAUGAGUCUCUCUCCAAACAGAAAGCAAAUUACGGGGUAAUCCUCCAAGACCUUCAGGCCGAAGUCAGCAGACUGAAGCGCAGAUUAGAAAGCAGUUUGAGAAAGUCUGUCAGAGCGGCUGCUUCAGAUCAGGGAAACACAUUCACACCGUGCACCGGAACUGAAGAGAUGAUGAGUGAUAUGAGCAGAGCAAGAAGAGUGAGACACGUGGCUGAGGAGUCCACGCUGAGGCCUGCAGCCGGGAACAGAUCAGCGUCUAUAUGCAGACACAAACACCAGCCACCCAUCUAUUCAGACUCUUUGCCCUGCACCACGCGGCCUCACAUUUCCAGAUGUACCCAGACAUCUGCAGCAUCACACAGCGACUUUUCAGACAGAAGCACAGUCCACAGCAGAAGAAGGCUGCCCAAUUCAGAAUAUUUGCCCUGCACCACUUGGCCUCGCAUUUCCAGAUGGACCCAAACAUGUGCAGCACCUCACAGCAACUUGUCAGAUGCAAAUACAGUCCAGAGCAGAAGAAAGCUGAACAGUAAGAAGACACGUCCACGUGCACGGCAUGCUGGUCCGUCUGAACAAGUGUGUAAGGCAGCUGAUGAACCCGACAGCAAAGAUCGAGCUGCAGUUUGUUCUGAGUGUUCAUUCACGCAGUCUAAAUGUAAGAUAUGGCCAGCUGGUGGCGACAAAGAACUGACACUGUUUUCUUGCACCUGUCACUGUCCAGUCUGCGGGUCAACGAAAACAAACACAAACUGCCAACCAGCUGUUCGAUCCGCUCCUGUACUGCUGCACUGUGUGCCAGCAUACACAUCGCCAUAUCUGUUCUACUGUGGUCAUAUGAGGGACUCUCACCCACAGCCUCCUGUUGUGUCUCCAAGUGCCAACAAGGGCACUUUGUUUGAGUUUGGAGGUCAAAUGAUGCCGAGCAGCUCCAUGAGCACCUCUUUGGAUCGAGCCAUCAGAGCUGCUCGGCGCAUGAAAAGCAGCUCCAGUCACAUGGUUCGAUACCUGGCUUCAGGACUGCGCUACAGAGAGUUGUUGUUUCAGCCUCAGAUCUACUAAACUAACUAAUGGACUGAGUGUCAAAAAAAAAAAAAGUAUUAAAGACUGUUACAAAAAGCUUCUGUUCCGCUUUAUUUUGCCAGCGUUAUCUGAUGAAGUCCCAUCUGUGUGCUAAAAGUAUUCAGUCACAGCUGUAGAUGUUUCAUCAACAUUUAUCUCAGGUCUACAUAACCAGGACCGAAACAGAUAUUGAUUUAUUAAUUUUGGAGUUUUCAUAGACACAGUGAUCUACACUGAUGUGAGAAAAUACUCAAGCAGGACGUCGACAAUAAUGCAUUUAUUUCAAGUCAGUAUUUGUUAUAUAGAGACUACCUGUAAAUUAUAGUACUUUAAAAUUUGUAUGUAAUGUUUUAAGCCGGCGAUGAGUAUUUUAAGCUUUUAUUUGUUGUUUGCUCGGCUGUGGCUUUUUAUUUUUUUU
Thalassophryne amazonica is the source of this 4467-nucleotide messenger RNA. It is a transcript of the gene akna, whose product is annotated as AT-hook transcription factor. The transcript is spliced from 24 exons. The coding region runs from base 288 to 4049 and encodes 1253 amino acids. NCBI's taxonomy places the organism in Eukaryota, Metazoa, Chordata, Actinopteri, Batrachoidiformes, Batrachoididae. Gene Ontology annotation, cellular component: centrosome. The record is from RefSeq and is a predicted model, not a curated record. Gene Ontology annotation, biological process: neuroblast division in subventricular zone; epithelial to mesenchymal transition; neuroblast delamination.